AUGACAGAUGAAUCAUGGCCGCAGAUAACACUCCGAAAACCACAUGACGCGGACUGUGAAAGCCCAUCCAUCAACGCGUCAGCGGUCGUUGGUAAACACUUUCUGGCGACUCGGAAGACAUGUGCGGCGAAGCUCCCCCACUCGCCUCCGCUCUGUUUUUCACAUCGCGCACUCGACUUUACACCCAACCACAAACUAUCGGCUUCGUUGUUUUCCAGAAAGUUGGUGAAAACCGCCGAGGGCGGGGCCAAGUGCGGGAAAUCGCAGGCGAAGGGAAUUUGAAUGGGCGGACGUGACUUUUCGAGAAUCUACACCGUACGAACCGGACGUACUUUAUAAGCGACGACCUCGCUCCGAGUGUCAUCAGUGUUUCAUUGUGCCGUUGGGAAAGCCCAAGGGCAAGAAGAGGGCAAUGGAACAGAGGAUGGGCUAUUAGGUUAGGUCUGAAGGCAAGUAUAAGGUUGUAGAUGAUGGAAGAUGUAUAGAGUGGACUUCUGUGCCGCUGGCAAUGUUCCCUCAGCCUCAAUUAAUCAAGCUUUUGGCGGCUUCUCGAAAAUUUCGAACGAAGACGACGUAGAACUUCCCCAACUGAUCUCUGAAUAACAUUUAGGUCAUAUUUUUUCAACCCCGUUGAAAUUUGUUGUCUUUCAAUGAGAGAUCAUACGAGAUGUGAUCAUUGAAUUCGCGUGAUUGAUGUUUUAUCGUGCUCAUUUAACCAGUUGUAACAUUUCGCCUUUCAGAAGCCUAUAAAACCCCAAGCUACAUUCAAAGCUCACUUCAACUCCCUUACAAACCUUUGCUUACAUCUACUCAACCACCUAAAAUCAUGUCCGUUCAACAGAUCCAACGAGUUCUUUUCGCCUUGAUCUUCUUCAUCAUGGCGCUCAGUCAAGUGUCGGCGCAACUGGGAGCCGACGGCUCCGCCAGUGGCACUGUCCUCCUCCCUCACGGCGGUGAACUCCCGCCAAUGACGGUCUUCAACAACCCUGGACCCGUCUACUCGCCUUAUGGCUUCUUCGGAUGA
Molecule: messenger RNA, 1024 nt
Organism: Bursaphelenchus xylophilus (pine wood nematode)
Lineage: Eukaryota; Metazoa; Nematoda; Chromadorea; Rhabditida; Aphelenchoididae
Source: the annotation of a GenBank genome assembly